This is a messenger RNA of Lachnellula hyalina, 1032 nucleotides long. Its product is annotated as Golgi apparatus membrane protein. Bases 1 to 1032 code for a protein of 343 amino acids. The transcript has 4 exons. The record is from RefSeq and is a predicted model, not a curated record. NCBI's taxonomy places the organism in Eukaryota, Fungi, Ascomycota, Leotiomycetes, Helotiales, Lachnaceae.
AUGGUGUCCAAGAAGCAAAAGUCCGGUCAGCCAAAUCCAGAAGAGGAGGAGUUCGAAUAUAGAGAUGUACAAUGGAAAGAUUUUGUUACGAAGCCGAAAUAUAUACCGUUGUGGAUUGUGGCACUUGUUGUAAUAGCACUGUCUGCCGUGAUUGUUAUACGCCAUGAUCAAGUUGUAAAUGCCAUUAGACCAGCAUCAGAAAAGAUCCGGGACCUACCUGCGGGGUUUCUCAUUCCGAUAAUUAUUUUGAUCAUUAUUUCUUUCCCGCCUUUAUUUGGCCAUGAGAUUGUUGCUUUACUUUGUGGUGUUGUUUAUGGACUCUGGAUAGGCUUUGCCGUCGUUGCCGCUGGAACUUUCCUCGGGGAGAAAGUCGUGCAGUUGGGACAUGGUACGCUUUCAAGUACGCUUUUAGAAGAAAAGCCGUCAAACUCGAACGCACAAAUCUCAACUACGGCGCACUGGCACGCCUCACCAGAGACGGUGGAUUCCUGGUACGGCCCCUCCAACCCCAUACCAACACAAACCCUAACAGCUUCCUCAAAGAUUGUACUUAUAGUUCGGUUCUCCGUAAUACCCUCCCACUUCUCCACCGCCGUAUUCUCGACCUGCAACGUCAAGUUCUGGUACUUCGCGAUCGCAACCUUCGCCACGCUCCCCAAACAAAUCAUCCUCGUUUACGUCGGCGUCCUCUUCGCGCAGAAAAGCAAAAAUAACACUAUCAACGACAUCGUGUUGGUUAUCACAUUCCUUAUUACUGUCGCUGCGGGGGCCUAUAUAUAUAACAAGAUGAGGUUGAAUAAGAGGUUAUUGUUGGAUGAGCAGGCUGCGAGAUUGGAUGCCAAGCAACGGAUUGUAAGCCAGGAGUUUCAACUCAAUGCUGACGUGAGGGAGGGGGAUGAUCAGUGGCAGAGGGAGAGGCAUCCUGAGAGUCCUAGCUAUGUGAGGCCGCCUAUGCAGGCUAGGUGGACGGGGGAGACGCAUGAGAUGGGGGACAUGGGAAGACACAGGGCGCACCCGCAAGAAUUUAUUUGA